AUGGAUGAGAGUCCGCUCAAAUUCAUAUAUAAGCCGAGCUAUGAAAGGCUAAAAGAACUGAUGGAGGAGUGCUUCAAAAAAGCCGAUGAUGAAAUACAGGAAAUGGCGGACAACGUCACACACUGUCCCCGUAUAUUCGACGGGUUCCAGUGCUGGAAGGAGACUCCCGCCGGGACCACGGUCACACAGAAGUGCCCGGACCAUGUGGUGGGCUUUGACGGUUCCAGAGAUGGCCAUAAGAUCUGCCUUGACAAUGGGACCUGGUGGGAGCAUCCUGUGGGGAAGAAGGCGUGGACAAACUACACAAAUUGCGUCAACUAUGAGGAUAUGGGGUUCCGCGAAAUGGUCAACAACCUAUACAUCAGCGGGUAUGCGCUGUCCACAUUGGCUUUGAUGCUGGCACUAUUGAUCUUCUUCAUAUUUCGGCGGACUCUAAACUGUACACGUAUCAGCUUACACACGAACCUCUUCUCUUCGGUUGUCCUCACGAACAUUUUGUGGACCGUCUGGUAUAUGGCUGUCAUCAACAAUGUGGAUGUGCUCUUCGAAAACCCGAUCUGGUGUCAGGCGCUGCACGUGAUUACGUACUAUUUGAUGGUUACUGGCUAUAUGUGGAUGUUCUGUGAAGGGUUGCAUCUUCACUUAUCAUUGGUUUGCGUAUUUAUGAAGAACAGUCUACCGAUGGUGUGUUUCCGAUUCAUUGGUUGGGUCUUGCCGGCGAUCAUCAUGACGGCUUAUGCGAGUGUGCGCGUCUACGUGGAGCACAAAACGCACCACUGCUGGACGGAUUCGAGCCACGCCUUCUGGUUUGUGUCGAUCCCGGUGCUUGCCUCCCUGGUGCUUUCGCUGAUGUUUCUGGUGAACGUGGUAUGCGUGCUGUACUUCAAGAUUCGGGAAACGCCGCAGCAGAGUACCUUCCGUGCGCUGAUCAAGGCUGCUAAGGCUGCGCUGAUUUUGAUCCCGCUGUUUGGGCUGCACUUCAUCCUGAUCCCGAUGCACCCGUCCCAGCAGACCGCGAUUGAGCAGCCCUACCAGAUCUUAGCGUCGAUCAUCACGAGCCUCCAGGGUGUCUGCCUGUCGACGAUUUUCUGCUUCACGAAUCAGGACGUGAUCAAGGCGUUCCGCCUGUUGUUGGACCGCCGCCGCCAGCGCCGCGAGAUCUUCGCCAUGACGGCUAUUAGUGGAGGAAGCUCGGAGAGGCACCGCCACCACGAAGUCGAGGUCGUUUAA
Molecule: messenger RNA, 1230 nt
Organism: Colias croceus (clouded yellow)
Lineage: Eukaryota; Metazoa; Arthropoda; Insecta; Lepidoptera; Pieridae
Gene: NGR-B4
Product: calcitonin gene-related peptide type 1 receptor-like
Exons: 12
Coding region: 1-1230 (409 amino acids)
Biological process (GO): adenylate cyclase-modulating G protein-coupled receptor signaling pathway; cell surface receptor signaling pathway
Cellular component (GO): plasma membrane
Molecular function (GO): G protein-coupled peptide receptor activity
Source: RefSeq, a predicted model, not a curated record